Molecule: messenger RNA, 1917 nt
Organism: Nanorana parkeri
Lineage: Eukaryota; Metazoa; Chordata; Amphibia; Anura; Dicroglossidae
Gene: NADK2
Product: NAD kinase 2, mitochondrial
Exons: 12
Coding region: 83-1408 (441 amino acids)
Biological process (GO): NAD+ metabolic process; NADP+ biosynthetic process
Cellular component (GO): mitochondrion
Molecular function (GO): NAD+ kinase activity
Source: RefSeq, a predicted model, not a curated record
UGCGCAGGCCGGAAGUGUGGCUUGCGCUUGUGUAGACAGGUGUUCGUUUUUUUUCGGUGACACCCCGGGAGCCACUCUGGUCAUGAGCUGGUGCCGAGCGCUGCUGUGCACAUGGUGCUCGGGUUGUUCGGGGAGCCUGGGGCCCCGGGCCCUCACUGUGCGCUCCCUCACCUUGAGGCGCGUGUCCAACCGUCCUUCCCAUGGAGCCGGCGAGCCCGGGGAGUUCCGCCCGCAGAGGGUGGCCGUGGUGACUAAAACCACUCGCUACGAGUUCGAGCUGCAGCGAUUCCGUUAUGCGGGCCUGUCCGAGGAGGAUCUGAAAGAGCUGCUUGCUCUGAAAGGCUCCAGUUACAAUGGUCUGUUACAGCGACAUAACAUCCAUUCAGAAAAUGUCGAACAUGUUGUAGAAAGUUUAAGGAAGGAAGGAAUUGAAGUGCAGGUAGUGAAAAGAAGAGAUUAUGAUGAAGCCACCGUGCGAUGGGCAGACGCCAUCAUCUCAGCUGGAGGUGAUGGGACAAUGCUUCUCGCUGCCAGUAAGGUGCUGGACAGGUUCAAACCAGUCAUCGGAGUAAAUACUGAUCCAGAGAGGUCUGAAGGACACCUCUGUCUGCCGAUGCAUUACACCCAUUCGUUCCCAGAAGCCCUGCACAAGCUUUAUCGCGGUGAGUUCAGGUGGCAGUGGCGACAGCGAAUCAGACUUCACCUUGAAGGCACCGGGAUCAAUCUCACACCUGUAGACUUGCAUGACCAGCAGCUAAGCCUGGAACAGCAUAGCAAGGCCCAUAACACUGGAGGUCAUCAAGAGCAAACAUCAGCGGAAGUUUCUGGACCUUGCUUGUUACCUAUAAGAGCACUGAACGAGGUAUUUAUUGGAGAGUCGCUGUCAUCCAGGGGGAACUAUAAAUUCAGCAAACCACGUUUUACCUUCUCGCUUCAUAGGGCCUCCUACUAUGAGAUCUCUGUGGACGACGGCCCCUGGGAGAAGCAAAAGAGCUCUGGACUGAAUGUGUGCACAGGGACUGGAUCCAAAGCCUGGUCUUACAAUAUCAACAAGAUGGCGCCACAGGCGGUAGAAGAAAUACUUCAAAUUGUUAAAAGGCACAAGAGCCUGAAUGUGACAUUGGAUGACGACUUCCUAGAGAGAGUUACCAAUGAAUACAACGACUCUUUGAUAUUCAACCCAGAGGAGCAGAAGAUGUUCUUCAGUGUUCGGGAGCCAAUCGCCAACAGAGUUUUCUCUAGUAGCCACCCUUGUGGAUUUACCUCCAAGGUGAGCGUGCGAUCACGAUGCUGGGAUGCUUGCAUGGUGGUAGAUGGAGGAACGUCUUUUGAGUUCAACGAUGGCGCCAUUGUCUCUAUAACCAUGGAUAAGGAGGACGCACUGUGCACGGUACUUCUGGACGACUAGCCAUAGAAGACAACACAAAGCUUCAGCUGCAGGAGAGCACUUAAUGCUGCCACGUAUCCCUUUCCCCAGCGAUAACACUCAUCUCAGGACACUAAAACACAACUCUGUUAUCCGUUCAGCAUUACUGACCAGAAACCUGCGAGAUGAUGACACUAGCACCCUGCAGACUGAACUCCUCUGCAGAUCUGAUCACUUGUGUGGGCGCCUACAAUGCUGUUCAAGCUGUGACUGUAGAUGUCCCCUCAGCCGCGCCAUAUACUGUCCAGCCUCACUGAUGCCAAGCUCACAUGACUGCUGUAACGCCCAGUCAUUGGACACUUGUAUAUUUGUAAAAAGGGAUGUACUAUUGCCACCUCUGAUGCAAUUGCGAUAGCUUGUCUGCUUUUUGCAUCAAGCUAUUUUUAGCUGUUUAAAGUUGCUUUUUUUUUUUUCUCGGGGAAACAAGCAUUGGACUUUGGGGCCAGUGUACCAACUGAUUUCUACUGCCUCCUAAUGACAGCUUUUUGAUG